Messenger RNA from Ziziphus jujuba (common jujube), 6028 nucleotides. Its product is annotated as glutamate--tRNA ligase, cytoplasmic. NCBI's taxonomy places the organism in Eukaryota, Viridiplantae, Streptophyta, Magnoliopsida, Rosales, Rhamnaceae. The record is from RefSeq and is a predicted model, not a curated record. Gene Ontology annotation, biological process: translation; glutamyl-tRNA aminoacylation. The transcript is spliced from 6 exons. Gene Ontology annotation, cellular component: cytoplasm; cytosol; methionyl glutamyl tRNA synthetase complex. Bases 246 to 2441 code for a protein of 731 amino acids. Gene Ontology annotation, molecular function: glutamate-tRNA ligase activity; ATP binding.
CGGUACUAGCAUUACGAAAGAAAAAAAAAACUGUGGGUUUUCAAAUUCGCAGACAAAAAAAAAAAAAAAACACAAAAUAUAUAGAAACUGUGGGUUUUUAUUCUUAGCUUAGGAGGAGGUAUUUAUAUUCUUUCAUAUUUGAUAGUCAGAGAUUGUAAGCUUAUUACGCUAACAGAGAGAGAGAGAGAUACCCAAAAAAAACCCAGAAAAAAAAAAAAAGAAAGGGCCGUCGGUGCUAGUGGAAAAUGGAGAUAAAGUCGGUGACAUUUCCGGCCGACAGCCCUCCGUUGGCCGUGAUUGCUGCCGCCAAGAUUGCAGGGAUUCCUUUGCACGCCGAUCCAUCCGCUCCUACUGAUUCGUCUCCUGUUUUUAUUUUCUCUAAUGGGGAACAACUGCAUGGAAUUAAUGCACUUCUUCGAUAUGUUGGUCGGGUUGCUAGCAUCCCAAAUUUCUACGGACAAAAUGCAUAUGAAUCUAGCCAGAUUGAUGAAUGGCUGGAAUAUGCUCCUUCCCUUUCAUCUGGUUCUGCAUUCGAGAGUGUAUGCAAAUAUGUGGAUGAGUAUUUAGCAGGCCGCACAUUUUUGGUUGCUCAUUAUUUGUCAAUUGCAGAUAUAGCAAUCUGGUCUGGACUUGCAGGAACUGGGCAAAGAUGGGAAAGUUUGAGGAAGUCAAAGAAGUACCAGAAUCUUAUAAGAUGGUUCAACUCAAUAUUGGCAGAGUAUAAUGAUGCCUUAACGGAAGUCACAGCGACAUACGUUGGCAAAAGAGGUGUGGGAAAGCCAGUAGCUGCUGCAUCAAAAGAGCAUCGAGGUGCCUCUCAAUCAGUUAAUAGUUUAAAUGGGGAGGUAACUGAAAAAGGUAGACCAGGAAAUCGACCUUCAUUUGAAGUAGAUCUUCCAGGUGCUGAGAUUGGAAAGGUGAAAUUGCGGUUUGCACCAGAACCAAGUGGUUAUCUUCACAUUGGGCACUCAAAAGCAGCACUAUUGAACCAGUAUUUUGCUCAGAGGUAUCAAGGUCAAGUUAUUGUGCGCUUUGAUGAUACAAAUCCUGCUAAAGAAAGCAAUGAAUUUGUGGACAAUCUUCUGAUAGAUAUUGAAACUUUGGGUAUCAAGUAUGAAACCGUUACAUAUACUUCAGAUUACUUCCCUCAGUUGAUGGAAAUGGCUGAAAAGUUGAUUCACCAGGGUAAAGCAUAUGUUGAUAAUACACCACGCGAGGAUAUGCAGAAGGAAAGGAUGGAUGGUAUUGAAUCAAAAUGUAGAAAUAACAGUAUAGAGGAAAAUCUGAAAUUAUGGAAGGAAAUGAUUGCAGGAACGGAAGAGGGUCAGAAGUGCUGUCUCCGUGGAAAGUUGGACAUGCAAGACCCAAACAAAUCACUUCGAGAUCCAGUAUAUUACCGUAGCAAUCCGGUACCCCACCAUAGAAUUGGCGCCAAGUACAAGAUAUACCCAACCUAUGACUUUGCAUGUCCAUUUGUUGAUGCUAUAGAGGGUAUAACGCAUGCUCUUCGUUCUAGUGAGUACCAUGAUCGCAAUGCACAGUACUACCGUAUUCAAGAUGAUAUGGGAGUUACAAAGGUUCAAAUAUAUGAAUUUAGCCGCUUGAAUAUGGUUUAUACACUUCUCAGCAAGCGUAAACUUCUGUGGUUUGUUCAAAAUGGAAAAGUUGAUGGAUGGGAUGACCCUCGUUUCCCAACUGUCCAAGGGAUUGUACGUAGAGGUCUGAAAAUUGAAGCAUUGAUACAAUUUAUUCUUGAGCAGGGAGCUUCAAAAAAUCUUAAUCUCAUGGAAUGGGACAAACUUUGGACCAUAAAUAAGAAGAUAAUUGAUCCUGUGUGUCCUAGACAUACUGCUGUCAUUGAAGAGCGACGGGUGUUGUUGUCCCUGACUAAUGGCCCUGAAAAACCAUUUACCCGCAUCAUACCUAGGCAUAAGAAAUAUGAAGGAGCUGGAGAGAAGGCUACAACAUUUACAAGGAGGAUAUGGAUAGACCAAGCUGAUGCUCAAACAAUAUCAGUAGAUGAGGAAGUAACCUUGAUGGAUUGGGGCAAUGCCAUAGUUCUGGGAAUUGAGAAGGACCAAGAUGGAAAUGUGACACAGUUGACUGGUGUUUUGCAUCUUGAAGGUUCAGUGAAGACUACAAAGUUGAAGCUCACCUGGCUACCUGAAACAAACGAACUAGUUAACCUCACACUAGUGGACUUUGAUUACUUGAUUACGAAGAAGAAGCUUGAAGAAGGAGAAGACUUCCUUGAUGUGCUGAAUCCAUGUACUAAAAAGGAGACUGCAGCCGUUGGGGAUUCCAACAUGCGAAAUCUGAAGCGUGGAGAGAUUUUGCAGCUUGAGAGGAAAGGAUAUUUCAGAUGUGAUGCUCCCUAUCUGAGGCCCUCAAAGCCUGUAGUUCUAUUUGCAAUCCCAGAUGGCCGAGGCAGACCUGUUUGAAUAAAAUCUUCUACAAUUUAGCGCGUUUCUUUCAUUUCCAGGACACAUCCAUGACCAUUACAGUUUGUUGACUUGAUGUCAAGAUAAUGUUGAUCUAAAUCUUUUCAUGUUUCAAUAGAACAAGUUUUAAAUCCAGAACCUUAAAAAGUCAAGCGUUUAAUCUGUCUAACAUUUCAAUUAACUGGUAGUUAUUUACCGGAAGAGAUUUGUCACUUAUAUUUGAUGGAAGCAUGGUUUUGGAUUAUGAUGUGCCUCCUUGGUCGCCGGCCUUAUGGGUUACUCGAAAGGAAAAUAAGAAAGCAAUGCGAAUCAAGUAGGCGGCACAUGAUCUAUUACUUUAUUACCGGUUGUCAACUAAUAUAAUCAGUCCCAUAUUACACAAAACUCGGGAUCAUCUCAAUUAGGAACCACCUAAUCCUCAUAAUAACCCUACAAUGGUAUUUUAUCAAAUAUCCCAUUGCUUGUUGAAACCCAAUUUAUUGGGUCCUUUUCGUCUCCAUAAUUAUUGCAGGAAAACACUUCCAAGUAGAUGAAAUUUUCUUUUGAAGGGCCAUAAAACAUUGAUGGUUGUUUAGGCUUUUUCCAUCUUUUCAGGAGCCGCAAGAUUAUUCUUGAAAGGGCGUUACCUCAGUUACAAGUUAAGAUUUCAUACUUCUCCUGAUUUUCUAACCGCUGACAGUAACAAAUUUUUUUUAUAUACGUAUAAAAAAGGAACAAUAUUUGUUAUGAAAUUUGUGAAAUUGACCACACUGAUGCUUAAGCGGAAUGCAGAAUAAACAUAGAUUGGAUCUGAAGGUCACCAGGGUCUUCAGCUUCAAGUGCCAAAGCAGACACCGAGUAGUGGCAUAAAGUGCCUGGAACCCAGAUCCAAUAUUGGCAGAGGCUUAAACUGCCAAUGACUCUGGAUCUGGAUGAAAUAGAAGCUAGCAGAGAGAGAUCAAUAACUUACCCUUUGUAUUCACCCAAAAAAAAUAUCUUAUCCUUGGUUUGCUGAUUUAGGAGAUCUAAGUACACAUUUGCUAUCCUGUCGUCCAAUAUACCAUAUAGAAAGAAAUCAUGGUAACCUGUCGCAUAAUCAUGGUAACCUGUCGCAUCUAGACUUCCAUUGAUCCAUGGACAAAAGAAUUUUUCCAUAAUUUUUCUUAAUAUGGAAGUUUGAAAGGCAAGACAGACUUCUUGUAUAGUUUUGUACAAUUAGCUCACACUGAAAAAUACAAUGCUAACAGUAUAAUGCAAGAUCCAAACUCGGAAUGUUAAUUAUAUCCUCACAAUCUGUAAUGUUAAUCAUAUCCUCCCAAUCUUCCAUGUAAAACAGAAAAUUAACAGAGUAAACUAAUAGCGAAUAGCCAUUCUUUCAGCUAGUGCAGAGCACACUUACACGAAAGAUUACUUGCAAUUUCUUUACAAGAAUGGCACAGAAAAUCAUUCAAAACCUAGUAAAAGUUAAUAACGCUUUGAAAUUUACUAUGAUACAAGUAAAAGAAUAGAACUUAAUGCAGACCAAGUAUGAUAAAUAAAAAUACAAUCUAGACAAGAAAGCCAAUUUUACAGCUUCUCUGAUACGGUUAUAGUUUUACUGGGGUUAUGACUUGUUCAUGACUAGUAUUCUGGUCAGGAAAUGGAAAAAGGCAGAAGUGAUACAUCCUCCAAAAAUCAUGGAAAGACAUAUAGAAGGCUAAAAAAUAAUGAUCGCAGCUCAAAAUGCUCAACCUUCCUCUUAAUAGGUACAGUUGGGUUAGCAACUGGUUUGAAAAAUGAUCCUGAUCUGCAAAAGAAAAAAGAAGACCAUAAAGCGUCAUAUCAUAAAGAGAAAGAAGCCCAUGAAAUGACAUCCAUCAUUUAAGCAUCGCUUACCAGACCUGUGAUGAUGUGUUCUUGGCUGCUUUAAUUUUCUAUAUCGCUAAACAAUUAAAGAAAUCAGGAUAGAUAAAAGCAUCGCAUUAUCUCAGAAAAAACAACAUAACCUCACAAAUAAUACAUGCAACAACUACACACCUUUGUAACUCUAUCACUGCUAAAUCAAUUUUCAAUUACCAAAAAGGCAAUCAGCCCCUACAUAAACAACAUGAACCUUUAACUCAUAUAACAUGACAAACAAUUAAAAUUUUCUACUAGGAAAUCAAUUACUUCUUCAACUGGGGCAGCCCACUUACUAUCGUGUUGCUCAUCAUCAGUAAAGACCACUGGCUCUUUAAAAAGCUGUCUAGCCUACUGAUACAGCCAAUCAUCUGGCAUUUGGUAUCUGACUAUAGAAGAAAGAAACAUAAUAAUUACUUAAAUGAAAACAAGGUUUUGAAUCAUUGUAAACCAAUGCAGACCUCACUCUAUUUAUGUUCUGCAGUACAUUUUCUAUGGAGCCAUAUUAACGGUGAGCUUUAAGGCAGUCUGUCCUUCAAUCCCUGUAGCAUAAAUUCAUAGUCAAAAUAUCAAGCCAAUUAGGUUUAAACUUAAGAGUGGAAAAAAUCAAGUUGGAGAAGGUUUGAAAUCCUAAAUACCCCGAAUGCUGUCACAAUAGUCACGUCCAGAAAGAAUACACAAAGUAAAUAAACUGAUCCAUAGCAAGAUUAACACCUCCAAAAUCUAAAAAUGAAUCACCUGAAAAGUAAAGAACCACCUUUACAGCCCGUUUACUGAAUUUCUCAAUAUCUUCCUUAUUGCCGGAAUGCAAGGACAAGAAUAAACAGCUGCAUGUCACAUAAUGUGAUUCGAAAAUUAAAGCAACAACGAGAACAGGAAAAAAAAAAAAAAAAAAAAAAAAAAAAAAAAAAAAGCCUUCAUCCACAAUGGCAAUGACAUUGAUAACGACAAUCAUGAUGAACAUGACUUUAUUGCUUUGUUCUGAAAAAUAAAAGCUUAACCAAAAGCAAAGCCUUCAUCCACAAUGGCAAUGACAUUGAUAACGACAAUCAUGAUGAACAUGACUUUACUGCUUUGUUCUGAAAAUAAAAGCUUAACCAAAAGCAAAUACAAGCAAAAGAACAUAACCACAAUGGUUCUGCUAAUCUAAUAUACUACCAUUGCAUUUUCACCAAAGCAUUUGAACUUCGCAAAUCAACAAGUUAUAUUCCAAAAUGAAUAUGUACAUUUAAUAAACACCAUCAAAUAGGCGGAUGCAAGAAAUGGUGGGAAGCUUCAUGAAAAUGCGCUACUGCAUAAUAUAUUAUAUAAAUAUUACAUACGAAAUACAAAGACAGAAGUUAAAUCAAGAAAAUAAUCACACUUUAAAAACGCUACAAACAAAGGCUAUAACAAUGAAAAAAACUACAUUACUACAUACGACAGGGAUAAAAACACUACCCUCGAUGUUUCUCCCCUUUCUUCUUUUUUUUUUUUUUUUUUUUUUUGGGGGGGGGGCAUUUUCCCAAUCCGAUCAGCCGUCAACUCCGUCCAUUUUUCAUCUUCAUCACAAGGAACAAUGCCGUCAUUUACAGCUCAGCAUGAUCAACCCCACCAAAAACAACAACUCCCAAAAGCCCUCUUCCCUCAGCCCUUAAUCGUCAAUACAAGCCCAAAAUUUUAUUUUCUCACCCACAAUUUCCAACUUGGGUAGAAAACGAGCCAAAAAGAUUUUUUUUUUUUUUUUUUUU